Molecule: messenger RNA, 7642 nt
Organism: Gorilla gorilla gorilla (western lowland gorilla)
Lineage: Eukaryota; Metazoa; Chordata; Mammalia; Primates; Hominidae
Gene: KLHL36
Product: kelch like family member 36
Exons: 5
Coding region: 359-2209 (616 amino acids)
Molecular function (GO): cullin family protein binding
Source: RefSeq, a predicted model, not a curated record
GGGCUGCGGGGUCCGAGCGAACGACAGCGGCGUCCCCGGAGACCCCGCCGGCGAGCCGGUGUCCGCAGCGUCGCUUUCUCCAACGCUGAAGUCGGGAGGGAGCUUGGGGAGGAGGCGCUCUGGGAAACCCCCGGCCGGACGGGGCCUGCGGUCCCAUGUUUACUGGAAGACCUUUUCCAGUGACCUGGGAUUGUCACUGUGUUUGGGGGUGGCCUUGACCCUUCACCUGCUUCCAAAAAGCGUCGGAGGCCGCUGACGUCCAACACGGGUGGAAAUCAGACCCCACCCCCACGCACUUGCAGGAGACAGCAGGGAGCCUCCGGCCCCGGGAACUCUCUCUAGGGCUGAAAUCUCUUUAAUGAUGGAGGGAAGCAGGCAGACGCGAGUGUCUCGGCCAUACAAGAUCAGCGAAUCAUCAAAGGUAUACCGCUGGGCCGACCACUCAGGCACGGUGCUGCAGCGGCUGAACGAGCAGCGUCUCCGCGGGCUCUUCUGCGACGUCGUCCUGGUGGCCGAUGAGCAGCGUGUGCCAGCCCAUCGCAACCUGCUGGCCGUGUGCAGCGACUACUUCAACUCCAUGUUCACCAUCGGCAUGCGGGAAGCUUUCCAGAAGGAGGUGGAGCUGAUCGGCGCCUCCUACAUUGGGCUCAAGGCCGUGGUGGACUUCCUAUACGGCGGGGAGCUGGUGCUGGAUGGCGGCAACAUUGACUACGUCCUGGAGACGGCUCACCUGCUGCAGAUCUGGACGGUGGUAGACUUCUGCUGUGAGUACCUGGAGCAGGAGGUGAGCGAGGACAACUACCUGUACCUGCAGGAGCUGGCCUCCAUCUACAGCCUCAAGCGGCUUGAUGCCUUCAUCGAUGGCUUCAUCCUGAACCACUUCGGCACGCUGUCCUUUACGCCCGACUUCCUGCAGAACGUCUCCAUGCAGAAGCUGUGUGUCUACCUGAGCAGCAGCGAGGUGCAGCGGGAGUGUGAGCACGACCUCCUGCAGGCCGCCCUGCAGUGGCUGACGCAGCAGCCCGAGCGCGAGGCCCACGCCCGCCAGGUGCUGGAGAACAUCCACUUCCCGCUCAUCCCCAAGAACGACCUGCUGCACCGCGUGAAGCCGGCCGUGUGCUCGCUGCUGCCCAAGGAGGCCAACUGCGAGGGCUUCAUCGAGGAGGCCGUGCGCUACCACAACAACCUGGCGGCCCAGCCCGUCAUGCAGACCAAGCGCACGGCGCUGCGCACCAACCAGGAGCGCCUGCUGUUUGUGGGCGGCGAGGUCUCCGAGCGGUGUCUGGAGCUCAGUGACGACACCUGCUACCUGGACGCCAAGAGCGAGCAGUGGGUCAAAGAGACGCCGCUGCCCGCCCGGCGGAGCCACCACUGUGUCGCGGUGCUGGGGGGCUUCAUCUUCAUCGCCGGCGGCAGCUUCUCACGGGACAACGGAGGGGAUGCGGCCUCCAAUCUUCUUUAUAGGUAUGACCCCCGCUGUAAACAGUGGAUCAAGGUGGCCUCCAUGAACCAGCGCCGUGUGGAUUUCUACCUUGCCUCCAUCGAAGACAUGCUGGUGGCCGUCGGCGGCCGGAAUGAGAACGGAGCGCUCUCUUCGGUAGAGACGUACAGUCCCAAGACUGACUCCUGGUCCUAUGUGGCCGGCUUGCCAAGGUUCACGUAUGGCCACGCGGGCACCAUCUACAAAGACUUCGUGUACAUCUCGGGGGGCCACGACUACCAAAUCGGCCCCUACCGCAAGAACCUGCUAUGCUACGACCACCGGACAGACGUGUGGGAGGAGCGGCGGCCCAUGACCACGGCGCGCGGCUGGCACAGUAUGUGCAGCCUGGGUGACAGCAUCUACUCCAUCGGGGGCAGCGAUGACAACAUCGAGUCCAUGGAGCGCUUCGACGUGCUGGGCGUGGAGGCCUACAGCCCGCAGUGCAACCAGUGGACCCGCGUGGCGCCGCUGCUGCACGCCAACAGCGAGUCGGGCGUGGCAGUGUGGGAGGGCCGCAUCUACAUCCUGGGCGGCUACAGCUGGGAGAACACUGCCUUCUCCAAGACCGUGCAGGUGUACGACCGCGAGGCCGACAAGUGGAGCAGGGGCGUCGACCUGCCCAAGGCCAUCGCUGGCGGGUCCGCCUGUGUCUGCGCCCUGGAGCCACGGCCAGAGGACAAGAAGAAGAAAGGCAAAGGCAAGAGGCACCAGGACCGGGGCCAGUGACCCUAGCUGCGCCUCCUGGGACCAUCCUCACCGUCACCUUCCAGGGCUCUGUAGACCAGCAGCAACUUCUUAGUAUUCCAGAAACAUUAUGUACAACUUAGCAGCUUUUUUUACUUUUAUGAUUCUUGGUAUUUCUAUGAUAUCACAGUAACCAAUUAAAUACUAUCCGUAACUUUACAUAUCUUGCUUGAAUAACUAACCCUGGGCCCAGGCAGUGAGCAACCCCUUGUAUCUUCACAGGUCUUUACCUCGUGUUAUGAUUCCUCAUGGGUCCUUGCUGACCGUCCCCCUGAGAGUAGCUGGCACGUGGGUUACACAGAAAUUUGUGUAGUGAAGCUUGGGCCUCAAAGGGAUCUCUUAGGUCACCUAGUCCAAGCCUCCCCAAACCUGGCUGAACUUUUAAGAAUACAGAUGCCUGAGCCCCGCUCAGAAUUAUGGAAUCCAAAACCACCAGGAACGGGGAGGAGGUGGUGCCCAGAAACUGUAUUUUAACUGGUUCUUGAAAUUCUGGGUAUUAGUCACAUCUGGGAAUCACUGGCAAGGUCCAGUGUGUUUGUUUUAUAAAUGAGUACACAGAGACCACCCAUGAGGGUGAGUGAGUGAGUGUGUGACCAGGGGCCACGCAGCUCGCUGGACUGUCAGAUGAGACGUGAUGACUUCCCGCUGGGGAGCUGUUCUCCGUAUCAGGUGAACGCUGUUUCUGAAUAAUUCCAUCUUUCCUCACUGGAAACCUUCUUGAAUUCUAAAACGUUGUAGGUAACCAAAAACGAAAAAAGAUAUGAAGCUCUUUGUAAAUAUUUUUUUGUAAUUUGUGCAUUUUUUUCCUUUUUUUUUUCUGAACCCACUGUCUUUUAUAUUACUGAUGUACUGAGCUCCCAAAUCUGUUUAUUUCUCAGGAAAGAAAAAGUGAGCGCUAUGGAAUUUGCCGUCGUUCUCUGUGACUCUAUCUUGAGGCGCUGUUGAAAGUUCCUGCACAGAGGAGCACAUGUGGAUCCCUGAGAAGGCAGUGGAGGGCUCCCUAACUCCCACGCCAGGUCCUGCCCCAGUUUUCUGCUUCUAAGUAGUUUCGUGCUGCUGGGCAAAUUCUUGAACAAGUCCAUGUGUUCCCUCAUCCACCCCCUUAGCCACAGGAUUAGAUGGAAUACCCUCCAGGCUCCUCCCGGGUGAUAGGGCCAUUCGGCCUCUGAGCUGUUCGUACCCGGAUGGCAUCCCCUUCAGGAUGUGGAGCUGGCCUGCACUGACUCCUGCAAACAGUUCCUAGAGCAGGUAUCAGGGUCGCUUGCCCUUUAAGAGGGCUCUUAGCUGCCCGAGUGGAUGAGAAAUGUGCAGAACUGUGGGAGGAUAGGAGUGUGAUGGGUUUUAAGCAUGAGCCAAGGAGGGCAUGAGUGAGCUGUACCUCACCCAGCAUCUGAUGGCACAGAUCAGUAAACUUCAAGAUGUGCUUCAUCUUCAAUCCUAGUCUAACACCAGUCUUCCUGCAGACAGUUCCGAGAGCGGGUCCCGAUGUCGCUUGCCCUUUAAGAGGGCUCUCAGCUGCUCGAGUGGAUGAGGAUCGAUGUGUUAAGAUUGAUAUUAGACUAGGAAAAAAAUCUUAGUUCACUUUAAUUUCCAUUUCUUCUGCUUCUUUGCUGCCCCUCCUUUCCCUUCCCUUCAGGGUUUACUGUGGUUCUCACUGGUCUGUUUAUGUAGCCAUCCAGAAGAGAUGAGAGCAUUUUGGGGACUGAAAGCUUCAAUAGCCAACUUACUGCCCUCUGUGGUUAGUGAGGAGGGCAGUCUGCAUAUUCAGCUAGCUAGUUAUUUGCAUGUGAAGUCCCUGGAGGCUUACAAACUGUUGAGAGGUUCUGCAAGGCAUACAAACAAACAGACCAAAAGGCUGGAAGCUCUGCUUGGAGCUCUGCAGCGUGCCGGUGUAUGAAAGGUUCUGAGAAGUCUCAACCCAGCAUUUCCAAACUUCUUUGAGCCUAAAACUCGUUUGUCUCAUACCUAGUCCCAGACCCCCACAAAACAUGUUUUGCAGAACUUCUGCCAACUUUGGGAUAGCUUACGCCCUUCCUAUUCGGGAAAGGUUUUAUUGCUUGUAGACCCCUCAGAAGGCAGGGUAGGGUGUACGUGGGCUGUUCUCCCCAUCUCAGCCUGGGUCAUGAACAAACAGGCAGUUGUUUGGCCUGAAUCUCGGGGCAAGUUGGGGAGAGCACAUAGAAAGACUCUGUGAGUGAUUUGGGGAGUGGGAUAGCUUUGACCUUGGAGAGAGGAGAGCCACUGGUUUUCAGCCUAAGCCAGCUCUUUUAUGUUUUGCUUCUGGGACUUGUCCCUGGAAAUGUGUGAGCUUCUGGCCUCUAUUCUGAUUUUCUUGUGCCUCAUGAGUUACAUACGACGUCCUGCGCGUCAUAUUUUGUGGUGUCUCUCCUGAUACUAUGAAGGUGGUUUGUAAUUUACAUGGCUUUGACCCUAAUAUUACUGAGGUUGGGAGCACCCUUUUAAAGGGAGGAUAAACAAGUUUCAUCUUGUGGGUCAACUUCUAAUAUUUGAUGGUGGCUACACUGUGACAAGAAAGGUUUUUGAGCUUGUUGGGGUCAGUGGAGGGGCACAAGGGCACCCAGUGGUGGUACCCGGGCCAGGUUUUUGUUACUUGUCUUUUUAAGUUGAAAAUUCACCCUACUGUGCAUGAAAAUGGAACUGAAAAUGGAAGAGACCAUGCCUGGGCAACAUGGCAAAACCCCAUCUCUACAAAAAAAUUACAAAAGAUUAGCCAGGGAUGGUGGGGCAUGCAGUAGUCCCAGCUACUUGGGAGGCUGAGGUGGGAGAAUCACCUGAGCCUGGGAGGUUGAGGCUGCAGUGAGCUGUGACCACACCACUGCAGUCUAACCUGGGUGACGGAGUGAGACCCUGUCUCAAAAGAAUAAAAUGUUUUUUAACUCAGAUGGGCAGAGUUUGGGCUGUGCCUAUGCAGUGGCCAUGUGAACCGCACAGUCAUGAUAGUGGGGUUUUAAACUAGAGUGAUGAAGGCACAGGUGCUUGCAGGCUGCCAUUUUGAGAGGGAAACAGCCACACAUGUCAUCAUGUUAAACUGUCAGUGUUUCAAGCUGUUCUGCUUGAAUUUUGAAGACACCUGGAUCUUUUUUUUUUUUAAUAUUUCAAAAUAAGCAUGGCAGGCUUCUAUUGAGGUUUGGACUUCUCUCAUUUCUAAAGAAUUAGAGUUGUAACUUCAUAUUAGUUGUAAGUUUGGGGUUUGGUCCUCACCCAAGUUGGAAAGCUGUUUGCUUAAGACAUAGAUGUAUUAUAAUAAUAGAAGGGAGGGAGUAGAAAGCUGAUGAACCCUUGUUACUUAUAGCAAACUUCCUGCUGUUUUAAAUGCACAGAGAUUAUUUUAUCAACUGUGGUUAGCACGCAGUUGGUAUUUUUAUCGUUCUGCCAUUUUAUUGAGGCUAUCAAGUGGGACUUCAGACCUGGCUCUGAGCAGGACCACACGUGUGUAUUUAUAUUGAGUGCCCUCACUCAUGAUAAGGUGACUUCAUGGAGACCCAGAAACUCACCCUAAGGGGUGUUCACCUUUGAGGUGGGCAUCCAGAUGCUGAGGGGAAGUGGGGUCCAUCCUCUGAGGUCCAGGGUCCUACUUUUUGAGCUCAGUUGUGUUCACCUGUGGUUCAGUGUACCUCGGCCCCUAAGCCAAGUGAUCGUUCAGUGACUUGCAGCAAUGUGGGAAGUGAAGGGACCCCUGCCACACCCCCCACCACCCUCUGUAGAGUCACUGACCUUCAUCCUUCACCCUGGUCCUCCAUGGUGCAGCAGCAUCUCAUGGGCCUUAUGGCUGUCAGAGCCCGUGGUUGGAACCCCGUCCACUGGUCCCAAACCUGGAGGGGCAGCUGCAGAUGAGGUUUAGACCUCCUGGUGUCUCCGUGGAUUCUGAGUGCCCAGGAGGGGAGGGGAGGGGGUGGCAUCCUGGCCUCCAGGAUAAAUGCCUGGAGUAUAGGCAGCGCCACGGGCACUUGGAGACCCUGUCCUGCGCAUCUGCCAAGCCUGGCAGUUUUUAGAGUUUUUUGAAAUGUUUUGAUACUUUUUGAUACAAUUUGCUAAUAACUGUUUUGUAGAAUGCCUGCCGGGGUUUUCCACCUCAUCCCUUUCCUCCGGCCCCUUGAUUUGUGCUGGACAACAAAUGGCAGCACCAGGACCUCGCCUCAUGUGGCUUUGUCUUGGAUCUUGCCCUUCUCCAUCGCUGGUGCGAUACAGCUCUAGAAUUUCGUGAAGUUGCAUGCAAAGUUGCAUGCAGCCCGUGGGUAUGACUGUCUCAGGCCCCCAGCUGAUUUGCCAAGAGGAAACCUUAACCCCCUUGAGAGGGUCUGCGUUUCUUCUGGAGCUCCUACCUCAGUGGUGUGCACAGAGUUGGAGACACCUGAGGGCUGGUCCACGUCUCACCUUUGCCAUACGGGUCAUUUCUUGAUCAAAUAUAUGACUGGGGUCCUGGUUUACUCCCGUCCACCCUUUCUUUUAAAGUAUUCUUAACAUGAAAUCCACAAAAGCGGAAACAAUGAACCAUUCUUGCACUUUACAGAAUCAUUGUCCUUAGCUUUAGAGGCUGUUAAUUUCUUGUUUUUAACAUGAACAGAAUGUGUGGUUCUGAAGGUGUGUGGGGGUCUCAAGAAAUUGUCCUUCGGGGCCGGGCGCGGUGGCUCACGCCCGUACUCCCAGCACUUUGGGAGGCCAAGGGGGACGGAUCACCUGAGGUCAAGAGUUUGAGACCACCCUGACCAACAUGGUGAAACCCCGUCUCUACUAAAAUACAAAAAUUAGGCAGUCGUGGUCGCCUGUAAUCUCAGCUCUUUGGGAGGCUGAGGCAGGAGAAUCGCUUGAACCCAGGAGGCAGAGGUUGCAGUGAGCCGAGAUUGCGCCACUGCACUCCAGCCUGGGUGACAGAGUAAGACUCUGUCUCAAAAAAAAAAAAGAAAAAGAAAAAAAAGAAAAGAAAUUGUCCUUUGGUUGCCUUAGUUACCAGAGUUGAAUGAAUGUACACAUUUCGGUAGUGGGGGGGCAGAGCGGAUAACCCCUUCCUUGUCUGUUUCCUUUGAGAAAGGACACUCCACCUUUUCAAAGGUACUUAAAGCCAUCUUUACAGAUUGCUUGUAAUGUAAGGAAAGAGUCAUAUCCUUUGGGUUGAUUGAGGUUAAAUCAUCAACCAUUAGCCCCCUUUCAAAAUCAGCGAGAUAUUUGAUGAUUAAGUGAUUCAUUGGGUAUGUUCUGGCUACUGACGUUACUGAAAUCUGCAAUCGUGUAUGUUUUUUAAUUUGUUGCUUUUGUAUUUGUAAUUUUAUGACAUUUCGAAGUUUCUGUGUCUUAACUCUUUUUAAUUAAUUUUCUGCACGUUGCUUUUUUCUCUUUGUUUUUAAUUCCAUACAGAGUAUUCAAUUCUUGAAACACAUUAAAAUAAUUUGCUUGCUA